UUUCUUACUGGUUUAAUUAGUUCUUGUCAUUGUCCGGCGGAGGGGGAUUAAACUUACAGCAGUCCGCAAAGUAGCAGCAAAGGCAGUGCUUCGGUUAUAUUUUCAGCUGGGAGCCGGGGCUCUGUAGACGGGACCUGAGUUUGUUCCUGCUGCUCAAAAAAGAAAAAGAAAAAGAAAAACCCACGCAUGUUUCCCUGUUUGGCAUGCAUUUGUAAAGCGCUGUGUGUCGCAUUUCACUUGUCUACUUUCUGUUCGUCCAGGAGGAGCCGAGGUUAGGAUCGACUCCUUUAGCCAUGUUAGCUGCAACAUGCAACAAAAUAGGGAGUCCGAGCCCUUCACCGUCCGCAAUUUCGGAUAAUUCCUCGUCCUUUGGGAAAGGCUUCCACCCGUGGAAACGAGCCGCCGCGAGCAGCUGCAGCCUCGGAUCCGGCCUGUCCGGCUUCGGGGUGUCCCGUAACGGAGCCGGCAUCUCGGACUCAUUCGGCACCAACAGCUCCCCCGGAUCCAGUGCCUUCUCCCUCACGUCUGGUACCUCAACUAGUUCACACUUUGGAAACGAUUAUUCUGUAUUCCAAGCGUCGGUUUCGAGCAGCUCCCAAGAGUCCAGCCACCAGCCGGUCUUCAUCUCGAAGGUGCACACCUCAGUGGACAGCUUGCAGGGCAUCUAUCCGAGGAUGAGCGUCGCGCAUCCCUACGAGUCCUGGUUCAAAUCGUCCCAUCCCGGUAUCCCGACAGGAGAGGUCGGAACCACCGGAGCCUCCGCGUGGUGGGAUGUGGGUGCGGGAUGGAUUGAUGUUCAGAACCCUAACGGAGCAGCACUACAAACGUCCUUACAUUCCGGUGGACUCCAGACCUCCUUGCACUCUCCUCUGGGCGGAUAUAAUUCUGAUUACUCGAGUUUAAGUCACUCUGCUUUCAGUACAAGUCCCUCUCCACACCUGUUGACAACCGGCCAGCACCUGAUGGACGGUUUCAAGCCGGUGUUAUCCUCUUAUCCGGACACGAGCCCCUCUCCGUUAGCCGGGGCGGGGGGCACUAUGCUCUCCGGGGGUCCACCUGCGUCUUUAGCGGGGUCCCCGAGGUCAUCUGCCCGGCGCUACUCGGGCAGAGCCACCUGCGACUGUCCGAACUGCCAGGAGGCGGAGAGACUGGGACCGGCGGGCGCCAGCCUCCGGAGAAAAGGUCUCCACAGCUGUCACAUCCCCGGCUGUGGGAAGGUUUACGGGAAAACGUCGCACCUAAAGGCGCACUUGAGGUGGCACACCGGCGAGAGGCCGUUUGUGUGCAACUGGCUCUUUUGCGGGAAGAGGUUCACGCGCUCCGACGAGCUCCAGCGACAUUUACGCACACACACCGGCGAGAAAAGAUUCGCCUGUCCGGUGUGCAACAAGAGAUUUAUGCGGAGCGAUCACCUGAGUAAACAUGUAAAAACUCACAGCGCCGGAGGAUCCGCCGGCUCUGGCUCCGGGGGCAGCGGAGGGAAGAGGGGGAGCGACACCGACAGCGAGCACAGCGCGCCGGGGAGCCCUCCGUGCCAUUCCCCCGACCUGUUGCACCCACCUGAGUCAACCCAGGGAGUAGGCAUGAACGGCCUCUAAAGCUCACCUCAGUGAAGUGAAAACAACAACAACAACAACAACAACAAAAAGACUGUCAGACAACACAGUGUUGUUACUGGAAUUGUCCGAGGGGACUUGAAAGUGGACAUACUUUGGUGUAUGCUUCAUCAUGACUGUCGCCAUUUAAUGAGAAAAAUAGGCCUAUACGUUUCUUUGACUUUUUCCAAGUGUUUAAGACUACUAAUUGCAUAAUUUUCAUAGCUGUGCCAUCAGAAAAACAAAAACCUUCUCAUUAAUACAUACACGGCGUGAAAGUUGUAAUCAAGUUAUUGUGGACUGCGCACUGGGACAGGACAGAAGCUUAUUUUUUUGUCCUGGAUUCUCCCCCUCGAUGUUUUAUAUUCCCGGGGUGCGAGACGCAAAACAUUAGAAAGAUAAAAAAAUAAAUAAAUAAAUAAAUAAAUAAAAAAACACUGCUGUGAAAAACGUAGGCCUGCAAAAGUCGUGCUACUGCUGUCAUACAUGUUGUUCAGAAACCAAACUGUGGCACUUUAUUAUCGUUCACUUGUGUCGCUGUGGACGGACGGACGGCACAGAUACCUGUAGAGCACGCUGAGAUGUGGGCUGGGAAGUUUUGUUUUGGGUUUUUUUCCCCCCCAUUUUCUCCGUCUGGUCCCCGUCAUUACGCAGGAGCAGCUGUAGGUUCAUAUCACAUAUUGCUUAUCCACACCACAGCCUACAGUGCGUGCGCCAAGUUUGUAAGCAGUGAGGUCACUUUAGCUUCACGUCGCUGCAAAAAAUGUGUUUGUACAUAAUGAGAAAAUGUAGGUUUAGAAUAAUUACAGCCCGAUGUAAAGGUGAGUAAUGUAUUUGUCCAGGAGACGAUUUUGUAUAGGUAUUUCUAGUUGUAUAUGGACUCUAGUAAAUAUUUGAAAAAUAUACGGAAAUGUACUUUGAUUUUUUUCUUUGACAUGAUAUGAAAAAUGUAUUGUGGGGAGUUAUAUUUAACCACGAGUUUUCUUGUAUUUAGGGGUCUAUCAUUAGGCGCACUUUGAAUUUAUUUGUAAGGUUUUGAAAUCAUUUACUGUUUUACCCACUCAUUUAAUUUAAGCAAGCAUGUUGUAAAGUGGUUUUAAUUUUACAAUGAUAUUUUUUUUUUCCCUCUCUCUCUUCCUCCGAGAAUGGCUUUUUAUGUGAGCCACUCAAUAAAGUCAGUAUGAAUUCAGAAGAUCGACUCAGUUUGUUUGGUUGUUGAGUCGACAGAAAUUUGUAUUUUUUUUUUUUCCCACGGCAGACCUGAGAGUGUUAAUUUGGCCUCGAGUGUAUCUUUUUAAAAUAUUGCGUUUUAUUUAUUUCUUUAAAACCAUGACUUUGAAAUAAUCCAGGUGACCUCCGUGGCACAGCUGGUGGUGUUUAACACGUUAUUCAGGCCAGGGUGAGGGGAGAGGGCCUGCAGCGAGACCGAGGCCUCACCCAGAAAUUCAUUUAAAUAAUUUUGAUAGUAAAAUUAAACAAUUAAACGGAACUGCAGAAAAAAAAUAAAAAUAGCAGAGUUGUAGGAAUUUAAAUUCAGGCGAAAUUUAAUUAUUCCCAGUUAAAUGUCCAUUUUUUUCUGUUGAGCGUCAAAACGAAAACUUCAAACUUGUCUGAGCCCGGAGUUAACGCAGGUCAAACACCCCUGAUCACAUUUACACACACACUUUAUAGUAUUUAAACAGCUGUGUGAUACUGUGUACAUCACCUUUAUUGUUGUAUUUCCAAAUGUACGUCAUUUAAUAUUUUCUUUCGGUUUGAUUUGACUUUUUUUUCCCCAAAAAUCCGAAAAUGUAAAUUCGUUUUUUUUUUCCUUCGUAAUCAAACUUUGAGCAGAUCUUCCUUCAAAACACGCAAACCUGCUGGCGAUUCAAAAAAAGUGUUAUGAAUAAAUGCGCAGUAGGUUUUAAUGUUUACAGAUAAAUGUUUCCAUUACUAACAGCAGCCUGUAAAUAUAUAAAUAGUGAACACACAGUUUCCACAAAAGGUCAUUCUGUGGCGAGGAGUCUUGUUCCCCUUUAGGUUUAAUUGAUUACAAGUUAGACUUGUCUUUUCACUAAAUAAUCUAAAGUAUCACCACAACUUGCAUUUAUUUCUGAACAUUUGAUUCUAUCGCUAUAUGCUAUUUUUUUUCCUAUUCUUUCGUAAUAAUGUAUAUUUGGGUUUAAAUAACUGUCUAAGGUCCCACAGUUGGCACUCUUUUCAAUUAAGCGAGCAGUCUGGAUUUUCUGUUUCCUCUCAGUUACAACGUAUAAUACAUAUAUCUCAGUUAUUCCUAUUUUAUUUAUUUAUUUUUUUAAUGUCGUUUCUGGUGCUUUUACGUAUCAUAUUUCAAGCACCUAAAACCACAUCCAAGUGUGCGCACUGACGUCCGGAACCUCUAAAGUGUUCAACACAGAAUAUAAAUAUGGAAACUAUUUGCCAUUCUCGUUAUUACUAUAUAUUUUACUAGUGCUGUUGAUUUCUGUCUCUUGGGUUUAUCGUGAGGUGUGAACUGAAGCAGCAUCUUUCAAACUUC
Molecule: messenger RNA, 4110 nt
Organism: Acanthopagrus latus (yellowfin seabream)
Lineage: Eukaryota; Metazoa; Chordata; Actinopteri; Spariformes; Sparidae
Gene: sp8b
Product: sp8 transcription factor b
Exons: 2
Coding region: 294-1598 (434 amino acids)
Biological process (GO): regulation of transcription by RNA polymerase II
Molecular function (GO): RNA polymerase II cis-regulatory region sequence-specific DNA binding; DNA-binding transcription factor activity, RNA polymerase II-specific
Source: RefSeq, a predicted model, not a curated record